Messenger RNA from Ipomoea triloba (trilobed morning glory), 1353 nucleotides. Its product is annotated as protein FAR1-RELATED SEQUENCE 5-like. The record is from RefSeq and is a predicted model, not a curated record. Lineage: Eukaryota; Viridiplantae; Streptophyta; Magnoliopsida; Solanales; Convolvulaceae. The transcript is spliced from 3 exons. Bases 90 to 743 code for a protein of 217 amino acids.
CCAACCGGACCCGCUGCUUCUCCUUCUCCUCCUUCUUCUCCUUCUUUGUUCACUUGAACUAUUCGGCAAUAACCACAAGAAUUGCGGCAAUGGACGCUCCCAUUAUGGAUGUGCAAAUUGCUGUGGAUGCUAGCAUUGAAAGAGUGGAAUUCUCUGCUGGAGGGGAAGUUAGUCCAUCUGAAACUGACAGAAUUCGAGAACCAAAUGAAGGGAUGACAUUUGACUCUGAAGCAGCAGCAAGAGCAUUUUAUGUCGAGUAUGCUGGGAGGGCGGGGUUUAUAACCCGUGUGUUGUCAUCCCGUAAAUCUGAGCGUGAUGGUUCGAUUAUAUCACGAGGACUCGGGUGUAGAGGGAUCCCUGAUACUCAGAAGAUAGGAAACGCUGCAACUGUAAAGCGAGAUAGACGACGCGAAGGCUGUGCAGCAAUGCUCCUAAUAAAGAGAGAAAAACCCGGGACAUGGGUGGUAAGAAAGUUUGUGAAGGACCAUAAUCAUCCCCUGAUGGUGUCACUCCCCAAGAGACAUUCAACUUUCGACGAGAAAGACAAGAAAAUUCAGGAACUAACAGCAGAACUUCGAGUCAAGAAACGGCUCAGUGCAGCCUACCGGGAACACCUGCUUGGUAUUAUGAAAGAUGUUGAAAGCCACAGCGAGCAUCUGUCUUCCAAAGUUCAAGCCAUUCGUGAAAAUCUUAGAUCCCUCGACGCUGAAAGGCAGGAGCUUUUAACCCGCGAGAGACCUUAGAAGGUUGGCCGACGCUUCCUCUUCAAUCAAAUUAUGGAGCACGCAAACCUCUUGCUCGUGAGAUGCUAUGGCUUUAACCCAAAGCGCAAGCUCUGAAGCAUGUCUGGUUUCAGGAGAUGUUUCCGUGGCUUGAACUGAUGACGAAAAGCGCAACAGUGAUCAGUUGGUGAUUACACCAAGACCAAACCCAACUUCCUAGCCUUUGAUGUUAAGGUAAAAUCCUUAACUUUCCCACCUUGAUAGUCCUUGUCUUGAUUAAUCUUCAUCUUGUAAAAUAUUUGUCUGAGAAAAGUGAUCUGAGCAUCAUUUUUUCUGUGUUGGGAUCCAUAGCAGACCCCUUUUCUGCUGAAGCUGUUGCUUAAGCUUUUUGGGUUAAUAACAUUCAUGAUGAGGACAAUGUUGUAAUUUAAAACAAUUUGGAUUCUUUGGACUAGUUAACAAUUUAAAACAUGACACACUUAAACUAGUAUAUAUCUAGUAUUACUUGUGUGUUGGACUUAGGUUAAUAAGUUGUAUUAAAAAUUGUUAGCUCUAGAGGUUUGGUUUAUUGUAAUACUAAUUUUUUCACGCGCAAAUGCGCGAAUAAGAUAAUGCCCAAUGUUUAUUUUUA